AUGUCUGUUUCAUUGCAAUCGUCUCAGUCGAUCCAAGCACAGAUCAACCAGAGAUAUCCGCGUCGGACAACGCCGCUUAAUACUGGAGAAGAAUUGGCCAAUGCCAUUGUGGCUUCAAGUCUCGCGUCUUCACGGGCAGCCUCACCGCAUAAGCUCGAGCCACCUUCCCUUCCUACCCGGCGCCAUGGUUUUCACAAGCUGUCGUACUCGCGCACUCCAUCUCCGGCCAAGCACGGCAUGCGCCACACAUUACGCAAGAAGGAGAGCGAGGAGUCGGAGUCGGAAGACGAGCACCACCCUUACGGCAAGCACAAGAAGAAGCGUAUGGUGCGCAAGCAUCCAAACAAGCAUCAUGAAGGCGAUCGCAAACGAUGGCGAGACGCCGUUACAGAACGUGAGCGGAAGCGCUACGAAGGCGUUUGGGCUGCUAACAAAGGGCAAUACUGCACUUCCAUCACAUUCGAAGAUGAAGGCAUUCCGCGGUGGCCGGCAGGUGAUACAGCGUCCCCUAGACGGGCUGCGGCCGCAGAGCAAGUCUCAAACAUAAUCGUCAAGGAUAUUUGGAGCCGCUCACGCUUACCUGACUCCACAUUGGAGAUGGUGUGGGAUCUUGUUGACGACAGCGGUGUAGGUCGCUUGAGCAAGGAGGAAUUUGUCGUUGGUAUGUGGCUUAUCGACCAGCGGCUCAAGGGUAGGAAGUUGCCGGUCAAAGUGUCAGAGACUGUGUGGGCGAGUGUCAGAGGCCUGCAGGGGAUCAAGAUCCGGAAAUAA
Messenger RNA from Baudoinia panamericana UAMH 10762, 771 nucleotides. RefSeq lists its product as uncharacterized. Gene Ontology annotation, cellular component: plasma membrane; mating projection tip; nucleus. Gene Ontology annotation, biological process: actin cortical patch assembly; endosomal transport; endocytosis. The coding region runs from base 1 to 771 and encodes 256 amino acids. The record is from RefSeq and is a predicted model, not a curated record. The transcript has a single exon. Gene Ontology annotation, molecular function: protein binding. Lineage: Eukaryota; Fungi; Ascomycota; Dothideomycetes; Mycosphaerellales; Teratosphaeriaceae.